Anoplopoma fimbria (sablefish) is the source of this 2410-nucleotide messenger RNA. RefSeq names its product midnolin (gene midn). Gene Ontology annotation, cellular component: nucleus. Gene Ontology annotation, molecular function: protein binding. NCBI's taxonomy places the organism in Eukaryota, Metazoa, Chordata, Actinopteri, Perciformes, Anoplopomatidae. The record is from RefSeq and is a predicted model, not a curated record.
UUUUUUUUAUUAUUAUUAUUAUUAUUAUCACCACUUUGGGUUUAUUUUACAUGCCAAAGCUGGGGGAAACUACUGGGACACAGGACACUUUUACGCGCAGCUUUAAAGUUCUCGCCACAAUAAUUGGUUAUCGGAUGGACCAGCACCCCAGCGCCCGGAGCUGCACCAGUCGCGGGGCUUCGUCCUGUGAGGCCGUCCCGACGGAGCCCUCCAUGAAUCUGUACAUCCACUCCACCACCGGCACACGCUUCGAGCUCUCCCUGCCCCAGGAGGAGACCGUGGACGGACUGAAGAGGAGGCUGUCGCAGAGACUCAAAGUACCGAGAGAGAGACUCGCUCUGCUGCACAAAGAAACGCGACUAAGUUCAGGCAAACUCCAGGAUCUCGGCAUCUCCGAUGGGAGCAAGUUAACACUUGUACCAACAGUCGAAGCAGGAUUAAUGUCUCAAGCAUCAAGACCCGAGCAGUCCGUGAUGCAAGCCUUGGAGAGUCUCACAGAAACUCAGGUCAGUGACUUCCUGUCCGGCCGCUCCCCCCUCACCCUGGCGCUGCGCGUCGGCGAUCACAUGAUGUUCGUCCAGCUCCAGCUGGCGGCGCAGCAGUCCGGCGGCCCCCAGCUCCAGCACAGACACGUCAUCACCCGGGGCAACGCGGAGACCGCAGUGGGACAACCCACGGGGCAGCCCCGCGUCCCACACCCCCACCCCCACCCCCACCCUCAGCCUCACCCGCACUCCCACCACCAUCAACCGCACGGCCAGCCCGGCCCCCACUUGCCCCAGCCUCACCUGGCCCCCUCCCCUCCCUCCCCCUCCUCCCCUUCCUUCCCGCUGCCCGCCACGCACCACCAGCCGCUCCCUCCCGCGUACCACCAGUCGCCCUCCUCCGCUCACUAGCCCCCGACUCCCCCUCCCCAGCCCCACUCCCCUCACCCGGCCAACGUCCCCGGAGGUCAUUUCCGCGCUCCGGCCAGUCAGCACCAUCAACACCAUCACUACCACCAGCCUUCCUCAAGCCAACCCAGCCAAGACAUCGGCCAGGCCAGCCCCGUAGCCCCGGUCCUCUGCCCUGAAGCUAACUGCAGCCCCAGCAGCCCCAGCAGUGGCAGCAGUCCCUCAACACGCUCCCGCAAACCUGGCGCCAUCAUUGAGAGCUUCGUCAACCACGCUCCCGGAGUCUUCUCAGGGACCUUUUCAGGCACUUUGCACCCAAACUGCCAGGACAGCAGCGGACGUCCCCGACGCGACAUCGGUACCAUCCUGCAGAUCCUCAACGACCUCCUGAGCGCCACGCGCCACUACCAGGGCAUGCCCCCGUCCCUCACCCAGCUCCGCUACCAGACCCAGUGCGGCUCGCCCGCCUCCCCGUCCCCCUCGCCGCCUCCCUCGCCCCAAGUUGCUGGCAUGACGGGCCUCUCUGCCAAAGCUACCUCCGUGCCCGCCAGCAGCCCCAUCAGCCCUCCGCCGACCCUCCAUCCGCUGGUGCAGUGCCAGAGUCAGAUCCGCAUGUGCAAACCCCCCGGCGACCGCGUUCGCCAGACGGAGAACCGCGCGACCCGCUGCAAGGUGGAGCGCCUGCAGCUGCUGAUGCAGCAGAAGCGUCUGCGCAGGAAGGCCCGGCGGGACCAGCGCGGCCCGUACCAUUGGCUGCCCAACCGCAAGGCCGGACGCAGCAACAGCAACAGCAGCAUGUCCAGCGAGGGCUCCAUGGACCUGGACUUUGACGACUCGGUGUGGAAGCCCGACGUCAAGGCCGACUUGAAGUCCGAGUUCGUCAUGGCCUGAAGCGAAGGGUCCGAUGAUCCAGCACGCCGAGGGGGGACGGAUUGGAAGCAUGGGCAAAGCAUCGCUCGGGAUUUACUUAGAGAUAUAUUUGGAGGGAGUGGAUCGGCAGGAGGUGAUACAGAACUGGGCAAAGAGGAAGUUGUCCUUGUGGCUCACCCUCCUGGAAGACUUUACUCCCAUCCGGUCCUUUUCACAGUUGACCUUGUGAAAAACAGCAACAGAGAAACUUUCUUUUGACGCUUGGAUUUGGACGGGAAGCAACCGGACUUAACAGUGUACAAGACUUUUUACGGUGUGAUUACAGAGACGAUACCUGAACUUGAGCAUUGCAGAAUUCAGUGGGUGGUGGUGAUGGUGAUGGUGGUGGUGGUGGUAUUUUCUUUUUUCUAAGAUAUGUUUUUUUUAAAGCGCACUCUGGACAGCCAAUGAAGAGAUCCACACUGGACUUAUUAAGCGGACAGGAGCACCAGAGGCCUCAGUGUUUUCCUACUCACAUGAAUGGCAGAACUGCCGAACAAUGGAUUAUUCCAACGGGCAUUCUUAUCGAUAUCAAAACUCACCGACCGGAGUCUAGUUUUUAACCUGUUACGGGGUGGUUAAACUUUUUUUUUUUUUUUUUUUUUUUU